This is a messenger RNA of Aedes aegypti (yellow fever mosquito), 3760 nucleotides long. Its product is annotated as myelin transcription factor 1. Bases 1018 to 3321 code for a protein of 767 amino acids. Gene Ontology annotation, biological process: regulation of transcription by RNA polymerase II. Gene Ontology annotation, molecular function: RNA polymerase II cis-regulatory region sequence-specific DNA binding; DNA-binding transcription factor activity, RNA polymerase II-specific; zinc ion binding. Lineage: Eukaryota; Metazoa; Arthropoda; Insecta; Diptera; Culicidae. The transcript has 7 exons. The record is from RefSeq and is a predicted model, not a curated record. Gene Ontology annotation, cellular component: nucleus.
GAAUUCCGUCGUCAGUACGUUGUAAACCCAGUGAAGGUAAAGAUGAGUUUUCAGCGUGGUCCCGUCGCCGUUCAGGGUUCUGCUUCGGUCCUGCCUUUGCUGUGAGUGAGAGUGUGCCCCAAAAGUUUACCCCAACAACAAAGUUUUCAUCAGCGGCAGCGGCAAAGUUUCCCUCUUCGAGAAGUGAAAAACUUUUGACUUUGGGUGGCAAAACUGCACACAACCGAAAAGUUUUCAAAAACUCACCCAAACUUUUGGCCAGGUUCCGCGAGGGAAAAGUUUCGACAAAUAUAGCACUACCGGUUUCCGAGUGAACUAGGGGGAAAAGUUUGGUGCAGCAGUGAGUGUAAGCAAAAAAAAGACAAUUAUUUUUGGCUGCCCGCCAUCGACAGGCGGCAUUGAAGUCUGAAGACGUGGUGCUAAUCUUGCGAGGAGUUGUUGUGGGCCAACAACAAUUACGCGCGGGAACGGAAAGUUUUACAAGUCAACUGCAACGGGCUGCAUUCCACCCCCCAUUGGGCGAAAAAGUUUCGAUUGAAGGACGAUCUGCUAAAGGAAAAUUUACGACAUGUAAAACAGUGCUCUGAAUGUUUUGCAGUGCGUUCGCUGUAAAUUGUUACCCAAAAUUGAAAUGAGCAAUGAAUUAGACUAGAACAAGUUGUGCAAGAAGAGUUAUCCUGGCGAAGUUCGAACAACGAAAAGAAUAAGGAAGUGUCUGGCUUUGUGGUAUCAUUUGUUGAAAAAUAGUUGAGUUUGGUGUAAAAACCACGAGAUUGGGAUAGUGGCAAUAGAAGUGGAUGAUAAAGUGAAGAUAGGGUGGAUACGUGAUAGUUUGAAUUUAAGAUCUUACCGGUUCAACGAUAAGUGUUAGUGUUAGAAAAAAUCACAAGGAAAUCCACAAUACUACAAGUGCAAUAUUUAUACGAUUUCUACCGUACAUCACCAAUUAACCGUAAGAGUGUUACGUUAGUGUGUAUUCCUAAGUGUUACUCAACGUUCCAUACCAAAUAAGUCAAAAUGAUCGAUAACAGUUACUCGUACGUUACGCGGGACAACCUGCGCUACACGGAUCUCAACGACGGACGCUCAUACGCUCAGAUGAGUACUCUGUCAUCGCCGCCCUCGAUGGGUAACCGUUUGGGGGAAUACGACACAACGGCUUCGCAUUUGACCAAUCAUCGACCGUACGAGCCAGCUCCACAGACGGCAUUCGAACGAUACGACAACAGUUAUCCUCCGCAACGUAGCAAUCUCUAUUCCUCCUAUGGCUAUUCUCAAUCCAUCUUAGAUGAAGAACAAAAAUAUAUUUCUGCAGAACCUCCAGCUCCCCCAGAAAUCCAAUCAAGUCAACACCAUCUUGGUUUGCCCACCGGUCCGACAGACAGACUUCAUCCCAUGAUGAAAGUUGAGAUGGAUGAAAGUGCCGGACCGAUCUAUCCCAGACCUAUGUAUCACUACGAUCCCACGUGUGGAACAAUGCCUCCAGGAUUCUCAGCCAUCAACUUAAGUGUCAAAGAAGCGAGUCCUCCUAUCCCCUACAAAACUAGUGGUACGCCUUCCCCUAAUCCUAUCAGCCGAAAGGCUGACGAUCCUCGAACAAAUAAGAUCUCCUCAACCAGUCCCGAACCCGGGGCGAGUCCCCAGCAACGUAGCAGUCCUCAAGCCAGCCUAGAUCUGAGUUCCAAUAAUAGCGGUGGAACGAGUCCACACUUUGCCAGAAACUCCGCCACUGGACCGUCGAACGCCAGCAACCCCGUCACAAACUCAUCCACGACGAACAACAAUAACCCGAAUACUACCAACAACAACAACCCAGUGUAUACGAACGAAGUUCCAGAAUCGCGCAGCAACUCGGACGUCAACCAGACCGAAUACAGCAGCGGCAACAGUGAGCGACCGCUCGGAAUCGGUUUCGCACGACCGCAGCCUCCUUCGGCAUCGUACAGCCGCGAAUCCACCCCGGACAGUGGUGGAUCGUAUUAUGCGGACACGUAUCGCGAUACCAGCGGUGAGUGCAACGUGCCACCGUCUUCCUCCGCGUCGGCAGUGGCGGCAGCGGAUCGCAGCCAGAGCUUUUUCUCGAGCGAGAAUCUUUCUCCGUACUCGGCCGGGUACAGCCCGCACGCCAGCUACGGGAUGGUGGUUCAGCCAGAUUACAGCAAUGGCUACCCGGGAUAUGCUCCAAACGCAUACCAAUACAGCGGUCCGUAUGCGAGUUCGCUCGGGUCCGGCGUUUAUCCACCGUCGGUUGCUUCAGGAUACCCACCGAGCUCGGGUUCCAGCUUCGUGACGCCACCGGCACUAGGGCAGCACAUUUCGCCGCACGACAAUCUGCUCAAAGCUGGCCUAACCGGAUACCAACGGCUGGAUCGGCCCCAAUUUCCAUCGCAAUCACAAGAACUGAAAUGUCCAACGCCGGGAUGUGACGGCUCUGGGCACGCGACCGGCAACUACAGCUCACACCGAAGCCUCUCCGGAUGUCCCCGAGCGUCGAAACCCAAAAGCAAACCACGCGACGGCCAGGAAUCGGAACCGCUAAGCAGAUGCCCCAUUCCGGGUUGCGAUGGAUCCGGCCACUCCACGGGCAAGUUCCUGUCACACCGAAGUGCGUCCGGCUGCCCGAUAGCGUUGCGCAACAAGAUGCAUAUCCUGGAGAGUGGCGGCACCAUCGAGCAAGCGAAAGCAGCGAUGGCCCAAGCCGCAGCCGGUAAGUUCGAACCGUUCCAGUGUCAGACACCGGGUUGCGACGGAAACGGCCACAUCGAUGGUACAUUCAGUACCCAUCGUACGACGGCCAGUUGCCCGACAGCCCAAGCUACCGCCGGCCAGCAGGCAAACAAGAAGCCACGCUACAGCGAUGAGGUCCUCAUGAACUCGACCUCGGCGGCAGCGAAAUCUUUCAACGACCUGGCAACGAAUUAUAACCCGACAAAGAAUGGCCUGCUUGGCACUAGCGGAGGAUCGGCCAUCGUAACGGGACCGUCCCUCGGGGGUGUCCUCGGAAGCGUCUCUUCGGAUGACCAUCACUCGAAGAACAGUCACCCCUCGGAUUCGGGUCCGGUACCUGGUUCCGGCGGGAUCGGUUCAAUUCCGGGAUCAGUUAGCGGAAACCCGGCACAGUCUCAGCCGCAAUCCAACGCCGGACCCGGUGGUACUGAAGACAUUCUCACCUUAGACGAGGAAAUUAGUGAGCUCAAGCGGGAAAAUGCCCGCGUUGAGCUGCAGAUGCUGCGAUUGAAGUCGAACAUCAACGCGAUGGAAUCGCAGCUGAACAACAACGAGCCGAAGCUCCUUGAGAUCGGAACUCGGGGGAUCACAUGAAAUUUCCUGACCUGUUAGAGCUUUUUAGUUUCCGCAUGAAUGGGAUUGUGAAUGUGUGGGAUUCGACGCGUGAAUGGGAAGUGAAUGACACUAUUUGCACUGUAUACUAAAUGACAGCCGAAAACCGACAUCGAUUGAAGGGUAUAGUGAUGGGAAGCGAGAACAUUCGAUUGAAGUUCGGUGGAUGAAGUUAUAACGAUUACAUCUUAAACCAUUAGAGAUCACACAGAAACAAUGAAAAGAAGUGAACCUAGUUGAAAUGUGCUAUACGAACUCAUUUUAAUUAUAAAUAUUUGAAAAUGAAACAGGAAGAUAGAGAAGCAGUAACCCAUUACCGGACACUAUUAAAAUGCUACUAUUUUAAGUACGUCGUAAAUUGGAAAAUAAAAUCGUCAAAGUCAGCUAACUGUAAGGAUUAUUGUGAAGAAAGCUAGUUUCC